GGCGCGGCGCGGCGCGGCGCAGAGCUGGGGCCGAGCGCGGCCGGCCGAGCGGGACCGGGAGGGAGCCAUGGGCCGCUAGGGCCGGGCCGAGCCCCGCGAUGCCGCCGCCGAGUGGCCCCAGCGUCCUCGCGCGGCUGCUGCCGCUGCUGGGGCUGCUGCUCGGCGGCGCCUCCCGGGCUCCCGGCAAGUCGCCGCCGGAGCCCCCCAGCCCGCAGGAGAUCCUGAUCAAGGUGCAGGUGUACGUGAGCGGGGAGCUGGUGCCCUUGGCCCGAGCCUCAGUGGAUGUGUUUGGGAACCGGAUGCUGCUGGCCGCUGGCACCACGGACUUGGAGGGCGUGGCCACACUGCCCCUCAGCUACCGCUUGGGCACCUGGGUGCUGGUCACUGCUGCCCGCUCUGGCUUCCUCACCAACUCUGUGCCCUGGCGUGUUGACAAGCUGCCCUUGUACGCGUCAGUCAGCCUCUACCUGCUCCCGGAGCGGCCGGCCACCCUCAUCCUCUAUGAGGACCUGGUGCACAUCCUCUUGGGCUCUCCUGGUGCCCGCUCCCAGCCCUGGGUGCAGUUCCAGCGCCGGGCUGCCCGCCUGCCAGUCAGCUCUACCUACAGCCAGCUCUGGGCCUCACUCACACCUGCCAGCACCCAGCAGGAAAUGAGGGCUUUCCCUGCCUUCCUGGGCACAGAGGCCUCCAGCUCAGGUAUGCUGGGUUCCAGCCAUGGAAGGGAUGUUCCCCCACCAGGAUUUAGCCCUCAGUCCUUGUGUCCCCUUCCCCCAGGCAAUGGCUCCUGGCUGGAGCUGAUGCCCGUGGCUGCUGUGAGCGUGCACCUGCUGGCAGGUAAUGGGACAGAGGUGCCGCUCUCGGGCCCCAUUCACCUGUCCCUGCCUGUGCCCUCGGAGCCUCGUGCCCUUGCUGUGGGCACCAGCAUUCCAGCCUGGAGGUUCGACCCCAAGAGUGGGCUGUGGGUGCGCAAUGGCACUGGCGUGAUCCGGAAGGAAGGCCGGCAGCUCUACUGGACCUUCAUCUCCCCUCAGCUGGGGUACUGGGCGGCUGCCAUGGCCUCCCCCACGGCUGGGCUGGUCACCAUCACGUCGGGCAUCCAGGACAUCGGCACCUACCACACCAUCUUCCUGCUCACCAUCCUGGCAGCCCUGGCCCUGCUGGUGCUCAUUCUGCUGUGUCUGCUCAUCUACUACUGCCGGAGGCGCUGCCUGAAGCCGAGGCAACAGCACCGCAAGCUGCAGCUCUCCGGGCCCUCUGAUGGUAACAAACGUGACCAGGCCACCUCGAUGUCCCAGCUCCACCUGAUCUGUGGGGGACCCCUGGAGCCCGCCCCGUCGGGGGACCCCGAGGCUCCGCCUCCAGGCCCCCUCCACUCGGCCUUCUCCAGCUCCCGUGACCUGGCCGCCUCCCGGGACGACUUCUUCUGUGCCAAGCCACGCUCCGCCAGCCGCCCGGCCGCCGAGCCUGCGGGUGCCCGCGGGGGCGAGGGCGCCGGGCUCAAGGGCGCCCGCUCCGUCGAGGGUCCCGGCGGGCUGGAGCCAGGCCUGGAGGAGUACCGGCGGGGGCCCCCGGGGACCGCGGCCUUUCUGCAGGAGCCGCCCUCACCGCCACCGCCCUUCGAGCACUACCUGGGCCACAAGGGGGCGGCCGAGAGCAAGACCCCCGACUUCCUGCUGUCGCAGUCGGUGGACCAGCUGGCGCGGCCGCCGUCGCUCAGCCAGGCGGGGCAGCUCAUCUUCUGCGGCUCCAUCGACCACCUUAAGGACAGCGUCUACCGCAACGUCAUGCCCACCCUGGUGAUCCCCGCGCACUACGUGCGCCUCGGCGGCGAGGCGGGCGCCACGGGGGCGGGCGACGAGCCGGCCCCGCCCGAGGGUGCGGCCCCCGGCCCGGCACGCCCUUUUCCCCAGCCCGACCCCCAGCGCCAGCUGAUGCCGGGCCACUCGGGCGCGGGGGGCGAGGGCGGCGGGGGCGGCGGCGGCGGCGAGGGCUGGGGGGGCGGGCGCUCGGCGCCGGUCAGCGGCUCGGUCACCAUCCCGGUGCUGUUCAACGAGUCGACCAUGGCGCAGCUCAACGGGGAGCUGCAAGCGCUGACCGAGAAGAAGCUGCUCGAACUGGGCGUGAAGCCUCACCCGCGCGCCUGGUUCGUGUCCCUCGACGGGCGCUCCAACUCGCAAGUGCGCCACUCCUACAUCGACCUGCAGGCGGGCGGCGGUGGCCGCAGCACCGAUGCCAGCCUGGACUCGGGCGUCGACGUGCACGAGGCGCGGCCGGCGCGCCGGCGGCCCCUGCGGGAGGAGCGGGAGCGCACCCCGGCCGCCGCCCCGCCGCCGCCGCCGCCGCCGCCGCCCGCGCCCCCGCGCCUGGCGCUCAGCGAGGACACGGAGCCGAGCAGCAGCGAGAGCCGCACGGGCCUCUGCUCCCCGGAGGACAACUCGCUGACGCCGCUGCUGGACGAGGUGGCGGCGCCCGAGGGCCGGGCGGCCACGGUACCCCGGGGACGGGGCCGCAGCCGCGGGGACAGUUCCCGCAGCAGCGCCAGCGAGUUGCGGCGCGACUCGCUCACCAGCCCAGAGGACGAGCUGGGGGCGGAGGUGGGCGACGAGGCGGGCGACAAGAAGAGCCCCUGGCAGCGGCGGGAGGAGCGGCCGCUCAUGGUGUUCAACGUCAAGUAGCGCCGGGCCUGGCGCCGCCUCCGGGCCGGCCCCCGCCCCCUCCGCCUGGGCCGGCCCCCAGGGUGCGUGCUCCGGGGGGCCGCGGGGGCCCUCGCCCUUAGCCCCCAGCCCCGGCCUGGGGAGACGCCCGGGGGCCUGCGGAGCUGUCCGGUGGUACGUGCUGGGUAAUGUCUUGGGAGGGACCCGUGUCUGCCUCCGAGAGGGAGGUGGGAGGGGUCUGGACCCC
Hippopotamus amphibius kiboko is the source of this 2901-nucleotide messenger RNA. It is a transcript of the gene FAM171A2, whose product is annotated as family with sequence similarity 171 member A2. NCBI's taxonomy places the organism in Eukaryota, Metazoa, Chordata, Mammalia, Artiodactyla, Hippopotamidae. The transcript has 7 exons. The coding region runs from base 99 to 2675 and encodes 858 amino acids. The record is from RefSeq and is a predicted model, not a curated record.